AUGAAUAUAUUACCUAAAAAGAAGUGGCAUGUGCGAACAAAGGAGAAUGUUGCACGUGUUCGUCGUGAUCAAAAGAGAGCUAGAGAAGAAGAAGAAAGAGUAGCAGAAAGAGCUCAGCUGGCAGAACAGGAAUAUAAAGUAAAUUUACUGCGUAAAAAUGCGGAACGAAUGAACACGACAUUUAGCAGUGGAAAAAAUGAAGCUGAUGACAAUAACGCCCUGUUUACCAAUUCUUCCAGCCAUAUUAAUCUUUUCGCUGAUCUAGAAGAAGAGUACCGGAAGAAUUUAGGUGUAGGAAAUCGAGACUAUGAACUAGAAAAGAAAAAGGAAAAAGAAGAAUAUGAAAAGAAAGUUGGCAUCUUGCAAUACCUUGGACAAGGUUCCAGUGAGUUGAUGAAAGAAAAACCGUGGUAUGAAAAAGUUCCAACGAGAAAGGAAAGUGAGUUCAAAAAAUUGGAAAUUCCAACAAGGAAAGAAAAUGGAUUUACAAAUUCACUAGAAAUAUCAUCAAAUGAAGAAAAGUCAUCAGAACUGGAAGAAAUUUCAAAAAAAGAGAAGUUAGAAAAGUUAAGGCAGGAACGCUUGGAUCGAGAGGCAAAAGAACGGAAACGAUUUACCAAUCUGACAUCCCCAGAAAGCAAUAAAGAAGUGAUGCGAAAUGUUGCGAAAUACAAUUCACAGUUCAACCCAGCACUGGCACGACAGAAUCAAACCCGUUGA
Molecule: messenger RNA, 720 nt
Organism: Acanthocheilonema viteae
Lineage: Eukaryota; Metazoa; Nematoda; Chromadorea; Rhabditida; Onchocercidae
Source: the annotation of a GenBank genome assembly